AUAUAUGUCUUGUCGCCACUGUCAUCUCUUUGGGCGGAAGACGUUUUACAUCCGGCUUCUAUUCAAAAAACGUUCAAGGAAAUAUAUAUGGUAACAUCGACCGCUUUCGCCCCACAUUCGCCAGAAAGUACCAGUUCCAGAAAGUACCAGUUCCAGUAAAUACACGACAAUGUCCGGGAGUCCUGCUGUGGUUCUGCGCUUGGUGGCCUCAGCCUAUACUGUGGCUGAAAAGGCCGGAGACAUUGUAAGGAUGGUGCUUCACCGUGGAGAACUUGGCAUUGUGGAAAAGAAUGGCGCUAACGACCUGCAGACACUAGCAGACAGACUUGCCCAACAGAGCAUUUGUGCUUCACUGUCCAGACGCUUCCCUAAAAUCACUAUCAUUGGCGAGGAGGACCUUCCAGCUGAGGAGGUGCCCGAGGACCUGAUUGAAAAUGGCCAAGAGGAUGAAAUCCUGAAGAAAAUCUGCCCAGCUGAAUACAGUGGAGUUAAAGAGGAAGAGCUAGUUGUGUGGGUGGAUCCGCUCGACGGCACAAAGGAAUACACUGAAGGGCUCCUGGAGAACGUGACCGUGCUCAUCGGCAUCGCCUACGCGGGCAGUCCGAUCGCUGGAGUCAUCAACCAGCCCUUCUACAACUACCAGCUGGGGCCGGGGGCAAAGCUUGGAAGAACCAUGUGGGGAAUCCUCGGAGUGGGAGCCUUUGGAUUCCAGUUGCGGGAAGUUGCGGACAACAAACGCGUCGUGACUACCACCCGUUCCCAUAGCAACAAGCUUGUAACAGACUGCGUCAACGCCAUGGAACCUGAUGAGGUUGUACGAGUGGGUGGUGCAGGAAACAAGAUCAUUCAGCUUGUUGAGGGCAUGGCGUCUGCUUACGUCUUUGCAAGUCCAGGGACCAAGAAGUGGGACACGUGUGCCCCUGAAGUCAUCCUGCAUUGUGUCGGGGGGAAACUGACGGACGUGCAUAACAAGGCAUAUCGCUACGACGCUAACGUGAAGCACAUGAACUCUGCAGGAGUGGUAGCAACACUAAGGAACCACGACGACUACAUCAGCAGAGUCCCUCAAUCGGUGCUGCGAGCCCUCACGUCUGACUGAACCUCCUCCACCGUGCAAUUCAGGUCGACGGUGGGCAGGAGGUCGCUGGUCUGACAGGGGACGUCAUGUGACAGCUGUGCAGGGUGGACGGGGAAGUGGACUGGGUGCUUCAGCAGGUGGUUCAGACUCCCAUGCGUACCGUUGUUUGGAGCGGGAGGAACACCCAGAAGAUCUGUAAUGUUGCCAGACCAUGGAAACAAUCCAAAAUAUAUUUUACUACAGCAACCAGUCGUGAGCUUGUUGACUGUUUGUCCAUUUGAGGAAUAAUAGUGCAGGAAAAAAAGAAAUGCACAUCAAAUAUAGCAAUAUCCUUCUUUUAAUCUAGUGUUUCUUAACCGUAGGCCAGAGUCUCAGCUGUGGUCUGUAUGGGCUCCAGCAGUACUCAGUUGUAAUACACUUUUUCAACACUUAUCGACCAGAAGUCUGGAGCUAGUCAGAGAAGUUUAUGCGCAAAAAGGUUGUAUUUUCAUGUGGACUUAAACUUGAGUUUAUUUAAGAAACAUUUAUAGUUAGGUUAGAAUAUACAACUGCUCUGCAUAAUUUACUUUUCAGUUUUUAGGAGUCCCUUCUUUUGCAGUUUAUUUGAUUAGUACCGUAUUUUUCAGACUAUAAGUCGCAGUUUUUUUCAUAGUUUGGCCGGGGGUGCGACGUAUACUUAUGAUAUAUAAAUAUCAAAUAAUAUUAUUUAGCUCAUUCACGUAAGAGACAAGACGUAUAAGAUGUCAUGGGAUUUAUCGAUUAGGAGUGACAGAUUGUUUGGUAAACGUGUAAAAGCAUGUUCUAUAUGUUAUAGUUAUUUGAAUGACUCUUACGAUAAUAUGUUACGUUAACAAACCAGACGCGUUCUCAGUUGGUUAUUUAUGCGUCAUAUAACGUACACUUAUAUACGGGCGGUAUAGCUCGGUCGGUAGAGCGGCCGUGCCAUCAACUUGAGGGUUGCAGGUUCGAUCCCCGCUUCCGCCUUCCUAGUCAAUGCCGUUGUGUCCUUGGGCAAGACACUUUACCCACCUGCUCCCAGUGCCACCCACACUGGUUUAAUUGUAACUUAGAUAUUGGGUUUCACUAUGUAAAUCGCUUUGAGUCACUUGAGGAAAAAGCGCUACAUCACUUCACUUCAUUUAUUUUAAAUUGCCUUUCAAAUGUCUAUUCUUGGUGUUUGGUUUUAUCAAAUAAAUUACCCCAAAAAAUGUGACAUAUAUGUUUUUUUCCUUCUUUAUUAUGCAUUUUUGGCAGGUGCGACUUGAACUUCGAAAAAUACGGUACUUAUUUUGUAAUCAGCCUGACCUAAGCUUUGAUAAUAUUCUGUCGUGAUUAAAUGCGUUUACAUAUUUUAUCCUGUUAAACUGUAAGUAGUUUAGCUCUAUUAAAAUCAAGAGUAAAAUUGCUCAUUCAGUGUUAAUAUUCAGUAGUGGAAAAGUUAAGAGCUACUGGUUUACUUUGUUGUUUAAUGUCCUUUAUUUUUACAAUAAUGAUAUAAAUGGUAAAUGAGUCAUACUUGUAUAGCGCUUUUCUACUUUCAAGGUACUCAAAGCACUUUGACACUAUUUCCACAUUCACCCAUUCACACUGUCACACACUGAUAGCGGGAACUGCCAUGCAAGCCCCUAACCACAACCCAUCAGGAGCAAGGGUGAGGUGUCUUGCUCAAGGACACAACGGACGUGACUAGGUUGGUAGAGGGAACAUACAACACUAUAUAUUGGAAUUUAUUUAGCUUGGACUAUGGAUGUAAAUACAUGAUAUAUUUAUAUCACAUUAUGGCAGUAUUGUUGAAUGUGCUAUAAAAAAAAGUACCUGUACACACUAAAAUCCUUUGACCAACUUAUUUUAAAAAAAAAAAGAAGAAUAUGCCACUAUAUUGCAUGUUUUGUGUUUCUUAUGCUUCACAGAUAGUGUUUUAUUAAUUCAUCUGUUUUAAUAGCUAAUCAUUUUAAAUAUCAGCUUGUACUGUAGUAAAAAGUGCGUAACAAAUAUGUUAUUUAUCAUUUCUGGCAGGCGUUGUGGCGUCCUACUCUGUUCAGCAGUCCUUGAAUGUAUCGUAAAAACACCUGUCUGUAUAGAAGGAUCACUCUGUUGUGAGAGCACAACUUGUAGGCUCAAAGUACACAAUUUAAUGUUCUUGGUUGCUCAAACAGUAAUGUCUUUAUAAAAGUCUAGAUUGAGGUAUGUCGUUUAUUGAUGGGGAAAUACGAUAAUGUUUCUUGUUUUCAUGUUAGCAUUUAAGAUAGCAAGCUGGCACAAGUCAGUCAAGCUCGGUUUUUCCAUAAUUCUAUUUUAAAACUGUAAAAUUAACUGUCAGGAGUUUUACCCCGGUUAAUAUUAUUUAUUUUAUUGUUACAGCCCCAGCUCGGACAAUCAUGCUUCUGCAAAUAAAUGUAUUUUACCCAAGGUAGAAACAAAUCACAUUAAAAUAACAUUUAUUCAUAGCAAAAUGUAUGAAUGGAAUCUCCUUCCCAAGCAAAUGACGAGAAUAGAAAAACAUUUAAAUUCAACAUUGUGUUACCAAAUUGUUUAUCUUGCAACACAAAUCCCUUAAGAUAGAACUAGUAUUAUGCUAUUGUAAUUUUCUAAAGUUUUGAUAAUAUAUGUGACAUUACAUUCCUACUUCCAAUAUUUAGGAUGAUCACAUUUUAAUUUUAUAAUUGAAUUUUAUAUUUAUUUGGUAAAUCUAAAGAUUAUAUAAUCUGAGAAUUGUUGUCAGUUAUUGUACAAUGAAUUGUAAUUUUUUUGGCAAUUGUAUGAAUGUAUAUCUGUAUUUUCUUUCGGACCCCAGGAAUAAUCCAAAUUAAAAUAUAACGAAAUGUCCCCCAUUAAGCACACAAGGUUGGUCUUUUCUUGUAUUUUAGUCAAGUCAUUUACAAAAAGUAAACAAUAAUAAUUGAACAAUAUUGCAGUCUAAAACAGCACAUUUGUCACAGUUCCAUAUUAUUUGCAUAUAUAAAGCCUCCAAAGCAUAUGCGUAUUAGCAAGUUUCCAGUAACAAGUGUCCGCAUCAUUCAACUUGAGCUUAACUUAAUGAAGUAGUGACCACUAGGUGUCGCGAAAACACAUCUAAUUUAUAAAAAGUAAAUUCCAGUUAAUAUUAAGUGUCUUUCAUAUCGACCUUUUGUUAUGAGUAAUUUCACUUAAUCAAACCUUUUCUAACAUUCCAAUCCUACAAAAUAAAAGCAUGUACUACAAUGUGUGCCGUUAUCGUAUUAGAUUAAUAUCUGUAUCGACCAAUGCGCAUGGCUCCUAUACCUGUAUAUCGGUAUCGUAUCGGAAGUGUAAAAGUUGCACUAGGAGUGAAAACCUAACAAAUACACUCCGUAUUUAUUAUUACUCUUUAAAUUAUGUCUGCACCCUGUGACAUCAUAGUUUUAUGCGCUCAUUAUAGCAAUUCUAAAACAUUCAACUGUGGCUCAAAACUAUAAAACAAUGAUAAUAACAUUUAAAAUAAAAUAAAAAUGGGGCUUAAGACCUAGAGCCUGUGUAUACCUCCUAGAGAUUACAUAGUCAUGUUGCAAUCAUUGCUUGAUAGAUAAUCAACUGUGUAUAUUGACAUAUAUCCCUGUAAUGGAGCUUUGUGGGAUGAAAAGUAAACAGCACAAGUGAAUACUGUGACACUUACCACACAUGAGGUUAUAAAGUUCAAUGUUCUCAAAAGGAGGCACAGUCUCGCUUUUAAAUCCUGGACCAUGACCCAUGAAGAUUCCCUAGAAAGGAAACAUUUUAAACUGAUCAAAUGCAUUGCGUGAAUUAGACAACAAAUAAAAUGAAUAUUUAAAUAAUAUAGUUAUAAAUAGUCUCCUCUGACUGAUUUAAUCUUUAUCAGGUUUAAAAAAAAACCUGACAGAUUUGACAUGUUUUACAAAAUGUAAAGAGGAUAUUUGGAGAAGACAAAACAUCAUGCCUUUGUCUCACCUGCAUGUUGGUGAAGAGGUUAUCUGAGCCAUGGAACCCGCCCGUGCAGUACUUGAUUUCCUGCCUGUUUCUGCAAACAUUGACGUGUAAACACUUGAACCCGGACCGUUACUGUAAAUAGAUGUUCUGCCAUACAAAAAAAGGAGACUAUUUUGUUUCAUCGAACUUGUGGUAAAGUUACAGUACUUUUGAGUUUGAGUUUAUUUCAAAAACAUGCAGGCAUACAAUAUGAAACAUCACAUUUUCCAGUUUCUCUUUCCAACAUGUUCGAAAAGGAGUAGGAAGAAGCAGAGCUUAUUAAAUCCUACCCCCUUUCUUUUACAUAACAGUUGCUAAAACUUUUGUUCACUUCCUGUUCUCAAUGUAUUCACAAUAUACUCCAAAAGUAUCACAAUAAAAAUAAAUAGAUAAAUAAUUGGUGAAGUAAGUUGUAUUCCAUACGACGAGAUAAGUUAGGUUAUUUUGAGAAUUAAAGAAUGGAUGGAUGAAUAAAUUCAGAAUGUUUAUCAUCCUUCUUCUUCUUUGCACUUUGUAAACACUUUAGGUUUGAAGAGUUUCUUGAACUGGAUGAUAUUAGUACAUUGUUUGAUUACUUUACUUAAUCCAUUCUAUAAUUUAAUUCCACAAACAGAUAUACUGAAGGUCUUAAGUGUUGUACGUGCUUACAAAUGUUUUAAAUUACAUUUUUCUCUAAGAUUAUAUUUCUCCUCUUUUGUUGAGAAGAAUUGUUGUAUAUUCUUGGGUACCAGGUUAUAGUUUGCUUUGUGUAUAAUUUUAGCUGUUUGCAAAUUCACUAUGUCAUGAAAUUUCAGUAUCUUUGAUUCAAUAAAUAAAGGGAUGGUAUGUCCUCUAUAUCCAACAUUAUGUAUUAUUCUAACUGAUCUUUUUUGUAACACUGUUAGUGAAUAAAGUGUACUUUUGUAGUUAUUUCCCCAUAUUACUACACAAUAACUCAGAUAUGGUAACACUAGUGAGCAGUAGAGAAUAUGAAGUGAUUUUUGGUCUAGAACAUAUUUAGCUUUAUUCAUUAUUGACGUGUUUCUUGCUACUUUAUGUUGUAUAUUUUGUAUAUGAGGUUUCCAGUUCAAUUUAUCAUCAAUCAUUAUACCUAAAAAUUUGGUUUCAUUUACUCUUUCAAUUUCUAUUCCGUCUAUUUGUAUUUGUGUUUCACCUUCUCUUCCACUAUUACCAAAUAGCAUUAUUUUAGUUUUUCUGAGAUUCAAUGUUUUUGUCAAACCAUCUUUUUAAUUUGUUCAUUUGUUCUGUUAUUUGUAUUAUUUUCUUUGUGUUCUCUCCUGAACAAAACGCUGUUGUUUCAUCCGCAAAAAAUACUUACUUUAAAUCUCGUGUAACUUUACAAAUGUCAUUUAUAUAGGGAUUGAAUAAUUUAGGUCCUAGUAUUGAUCCCUGAGGUACACCACAGAAUAUAUUUAGCAUUGUAGAAGUGUGUUCGCCUAGCUUCACGUAUUGUUUCCUGUUCGUUAGAUAACUUCUUAUCCAGCUUAAGACUAAACCUCUGAUGCCAUAUCGUUCUAGUUUUUUUUCUUUUUUUUUAACCAAACCUGCAUUAACAGCUGCACUAAAUGAUGACAUCCAACACAACCGCGGUAUUGACAUGGAUAUAUUAAGUUCAGACUAAAUCUGGUGAGUGUGAUGCCUCCACAAAUGUUAAAGUGGGAUUAUAAACAAAAAAGAGACCUCCAGAGAUUCACUAUCAUCAUGCGCCAUUAGAAUCGUCAUCACCUUCUCCUGAACAUCCAUCCAUCCAUCCAUUUUCUACCGCUUAUUCCCUUUUGGGGUUGCGGGGGGCGCUGGCGCCUAUCUCAGCUACAAUCGGGCGGAAGGCGGGGUACACCCUGGACAAGUCGCCACCUCAUCGCAGGGCCAACACAGAUAGACAGACAAUAUUCACACUCACAUUCACACACUAGGGCCAAUUUAGUGUUGCCAAUCAACCUAUCCCCAGGAUUCACAGGGAGGACAUGCAAACUCCACACAGAAAGAUCCCGAGCCUGGAUUUGAACCCAGGACUGCAGGACCUUCGUAUUGUGAUGCAGACGCACUAACCCCUCUGCCACCGUGAAGCCCUUCUCCUGAACAGAGAAACAAAAAUAGCGGCAGUUCUGACUCUUAAGAAAAUUGCAACAUCCACAAAUAAACAUUAUGCAAUAUGAAAUGUAAUAUAUUGCCAAAUGCUUCUGUUCCUAUCCACACUGACUCAUUAAAUGACAAAUCUAUGUACCAUAUUUUCCCAACCAUAAGCCCCCACUUUUUUCCAACGCUUUGAAACAUGCUGUUUAUAAUUUGAGGAUUUUUCUUCGGUAACGGACAGACACAGCAGGUAUUACAAUUUGUGUUAUGGUACUACCUUUUGGACAGGUUUGCUCACUGCAGGUGCUGCGGGUUCAGAAUGCACUUACUGUUUUGUGCCUUGAACCAGAACUAUAACCAAAAAGAUUGUUCGUUCAUUGCUCUUUUUUUAAGUUUUACAAUAUAACAAACAAUUCAUACGUACUAAACCGUGUGUGAUGUCUGUAGAAGUGGUUUCGUGCAUAUUUGUACGUGCUUUAAUAAUGUAAUCAAGCUGCUGUCGUUAGCGAAUAUGCUUACACGUUUACAAGUGUCUGUGUUAGUAUUAACUUACAAUUUGUAUUGUUUUAGUUUCGUAAGUUCACCAAAACAUCACCGUGGAGUUAUUCUGUUUAGCUAAUUGGAAAGCGAUCUUCCACAGCCGUUUUACUACUGUUUUACAGGCAACAUUUGGAAACAAUUGAGGUAUGUAAAUAUACAUUUACAAAUAUUUCACUUUACAACGUAUAUAUCUGCGGCUUAUAGUCCGGUGCCGCUUAAUACCAGUGCACUCCAUAGCCCGGAAAAUACAGCAUCAUGCAAUAUAUUUGAAUGUGAAGAAGUGUCUGUUUAUAGUUUUUAAUUGUAUCGCACUGAUGGCAAUUUUGCCAUUAACCAUGACAAUGACAUUAAAAGGGAUUAUAUCAGUAAAUGCUUAUCAGUUACUUACGCAAACAAGAAAAUGUGUGAAUGCUGAAAAGACAAAUAUAAACUAAAAGGGAUAACCUUAACAUGCAUCAACAAAAUAUAACUAACAUUAGCUUAAAAAAAAUGCAUGCUAAAGUUUGCAUUUGUCAAGUACCAAAAUACCUGCAAAAUUAGUUACUAAGCUAACAUUUUCAUGCCAGCAAUUGACUAACAUUAAUGAGGAGCAUUGUGACUUUGGAACAGUUGAAAUGGGUUGGGAAAGAAGUUUGAAAAUGUUUCUAUUUUCAAUGGAAAAAAAUCCUGUGAAUCUUGGGAAUUUUUGCAGCCUGGAAAAUUUUUAGUUUGAAUGUCCAUGUUUAGUUGUAUUAAAAUUGUGGGGAAUGUAGAAGUUUGGACAAAUGGGGGGAUCCUGAUUCCUCGUAUUGUCGGAAGUUUAGGAAUGUAAAAAAAUAAAAAGUAGCUUUUCUAUUGUAGAAUAUUUUGAUAGUUGAACGGUUUCAAUUGAAUUAAAAAUGAAAUAAAAAAAGCAGACAGCAAAUAAAAAGGGAUAAUUAAAAUGGAAAAUUUGAAGAAAAAUCGUAAAGAACAGGGAUUCUUAACAUUUUUUUUCCACUACAGAGGGGCACGGGACCUUCUCAGAAAUUAGCACUUAAUCAUAUUCAACAAUUACAUCUAACCUACAUAAGGUUAAACAGGCAAAUCUUUGACAAAUAAUAUAAAACCAUGUGUUAAUCACACAUAUUAUUUAACACAAUCUUAGGCUUAGGUCAGGCUGAUUAGAAAAAUAAUUACCAACUAAAAAUAUUGCAUUAAAAGGGACUGUGAUGAAAAAUAAAUGUACAUACACAUUAUGUUGUGUUAAAAUAAACUGUUCAACUGUCAAUAAAAUUAAAGUGCACCUUCACUUCUUAAGUCAUAGAUUUUGCACUAACAACCUUUUAUGAAUUUGGCUCCAGACUGUUUGUUUGAUUUUGUCAUUACUGCUACAAGUGGUGGAAAAGUGUAAUACAACUGAUUACCGCUAUGGACUACAGCUGAGAAACAUUUUUGGCAACCCUCUACGGGGUGCUUGCGGCCCAACAAUGGCCCCAAUGGUUAAACCCUGGUGUAGAGUACUACUACCGUAAAUUUAGGACUGUCAGCAACUACUUUGUUCCUAUGCUUUGAUCCCUGAAUUUGAAAAAAAAAAAUUGGACUGACGUGUUGUUUGUGCUUGCUGCAGGUGCUGCAGUGCCCUUCUGUUUAGACUGAGCUUUCAACCAGAAGUACAAGUACUUGUAAAGAUUCUUUAUUCAUCACUAAACUAAGCCUAACAAACAUGUUUUAUGUCAGUAGCAGGGUUUUCAUGCAUAUUUGUAUGUGCUAUUGUAAUGUAAUAAAGCUAGUGUUGUUAGCUUUAGCUAUGCUAACACAUUUACCAGUGUC
This is a messenger RNA of Nerophis ophidion (straightnose pipefish), 9424 nucleotides long. It is a transcript of the gene bpnt1, whose product is annotated as bisphosphate nucleotidase 1. NCBI's taxonomy places the organism in Eukaryota, Metazoa, Chordata, Actinopteri, Syngnathiformes, Syngnathidae. Gene Ontology annotation, molecular function: 3'(2'),5'-bisphosphate nucleotidase activity. The transcript is spliced from 10 exons. Gene Ontology annotation, biological process: phosphatidylinositol phosphate biosynthetic process. The record is from RefSeq and is a predicted model, not a curated record. Bases 170 to 1099 code for a protein of 309 amino acids.